UCAAAACUCAUGGACACCUGCUCAAACAGACGGGUUCCUAUAUAAGACAUGGCUCUGCUGUAUUGUCAUUGGACAUCGCCAUGGCUCGUUAUGAGAUACUCCUUGUUGCCGCAGCCUUCGCUGUCGUAGCGCUCGCCGAACCCGAACAGUGGGGCUAUCCGGAAAAAUCACCAGUUGUAGUACCAGUUUUGCCACCAUAUUAUCGACCAGGUUUCCCAGUCCGGCCACCAUACGGAAUACCAGUUUUGCCACCAUAUGGACCACUAGUUCCGUCACCAUAUCGACCACUCAUUCCGUCACCAUAUCGACCACUCAUUCCGUCACCAUAUCGACCACUACUUCCGCCACCAUAUGGACCACUCGUUCCGUCACCAUAUGGACCACUAGUUCCGCCACCAUAUGGACCACUCGUUCCGUUACCAUAUGGACCACUGGUUCCGCCACCAUAUGGACCACUGGUUCCGCCACUAAUUGGAACACCUGGUUUGUCAAUAAUUGUAUCACCAACUGUGCCAGUCCCUGUUCUGCCAUACUGGCCGCCUCUCCGUCCUCCACAUCGUCCUGAGAAACCUGAUGAGAAACCUGAAGAGAAACCUGUCGAGAAACCUGUCGAGAAACCUGUCGAGAAACCUGAAGAGAAACCUGUCGAGAAACCACACGAAUAACGUGUGACUGAGGCUCCUUUUGAAGCCCAAAAUUCGUGAGACCAUCCGCUGCAGCCCCAAAAUAUCCUCGUGUUCCUCGGGCGAUGUUGGUCCACAUUUGAAUUGUAUGUUAAACUUUGAACAUGGAAAUAAAUUUUGCAUAAUUGA
Messenger RNA from Cryptotermes secundus, 812 nucleotides. RefSeq names its product 36.4 kDa proline-rich protein-like. NCBI's taxonomy places the organism in Eukaryota, Metazoa, Arthropoda, Insecta, Blattodea, Kalotermitidae. The record is from RefSeq and is a predicted model, not a curated record. The transcript is spliced from 2 exons. Bases 81 to 665 code for a protein of 194 amino acids.